Messenger RNA from Centruroides sculpturatus (bark scorpion), 453 nucleotides. RefSeq lists its product as uncharacterized. Gene Ontology annotation, cellular component: membrane. Bases 1 to 453 code for a protein of 150 amino acids. The transcript has a single exon. NCBI's taxonomy places the organism in Eukaryota, Metazoa, Arthropoda, Arachnida, Scorpiones, Buthidae. The record is from RefSeq and is a predicted model, not a curated record.
AUGAAGAAGACUUUAGACUCUUAUUUAUCUUCUUGGUUUUCACGAAUCGGCAAAUUUGUCGGUGAAUAUCCUCAACAUUGCAUCGCUGCCACGUUCUUAGUUACACUAAUUUUAGGAUCCGGAUUUCUCAAACUUACCAUGAUACAGGAUUUCGAAUAUCUGUACAGUCCGAGAAACGCGAGAGUUUUGGAAGAUAGAAAAUCCAUCGAGAAUCUGUUUUCUAACGGCGACGGAGCCGAAGAUAGAUUAAUUAGAAGUUCCACAUACGAAAAUUUAAUUUCGGUCAUUGCCUCGGCGAAGAACAACGGUUCCAUUAUGAACACCUCUUCGAUAGAAGAUGUAAUCCAGAUGGAUGUUAUCAUUCGCAACAUCAGCAUCUUUNGUCAGAAAGAGCGGACCACGUGCAUGACCUCGAAAAUAGAAGGACGGGACAAAGGAACUUUACAUAUAUAG